GCUUCUUGCCGGUGCCCCCAAAAAGCAAAGCACAGACUCUACUCACCCACGCGUUUUCCACCUACGGAGGGAGAAAUCAUCGAAAUAUCCUCAUCCCCUGAAAGGGAACCCGAAAACAGGACGAGAGUGGAUAGGGUGACUAAGGAGGCCGUAAAAAUUAGUAGUGAAUUUUUGAAAGAUAAGAUUACAAAAAGGCGAGAGUAGCAUAAUUGUUAGUUAGGGGUAAGAGGGGACUGGCCCGUAUAGAAAGUCAAUCCUUCUUUUUCUGAUAUGUCGCUCCGUAAGCAAGGAGUGACACGCACGAGUGGAGCGAAAACCAAGCAAGGGGAAUUCCGUCAUUCCGUGGAAAGCAUGCGAAAUCCUUUGAUUGUUUAUAGAAUCAAAAUAACUAUAUAGUCUUUCUUGUUCCAUUUGCAAGGCAAGGAAAAUAAAAUGUCAGUUUCGUUACUACAACCUUAUUUUUUUAUGUCAAAGACAAAAAGCUACGCGCAAAUUCUCAUUGGAUCUAGGUUGUUCUUAACAGCGAUGGCUAUUCAUUUAAGUCUUCGGGUAGCACCACCAGAUCUUCAACAAGGUGGAAAUUCUCGUAUUUCCUAUGUACAUGUUCCUGCGGCUCGGAUGAGUAUAGUUAUUUAUAUCGCGACAGCUAUAAAUAGUUCCUUGUUCCCAUUAACAAAACAUCCCCUUUUUCGUCGCUCUUCCAGCACCGGUACGAAAAUUGGUGCUUUUUCUACUUUGUUUACGUUAUUGACUGGGGGGUUUCGGGGAAGGCCUAUGUGGGGUACCUUUCGGGUGUGGGAUGCUUGUUUAACUUCUGUAUUCAUCUUGUUCCUUAUUUACCUGGGUGCACUGCAUUUUCAAAAGCUUCCCGUCGAACCGGCUCCUAUUUCAAUCCGUGCUGGACCGAUCGAUAUACCAAUAAUAAAGUCUCCAUUCAACUGGUGGAAUACAUCGCAUCAACCUGGGAGCAUUAGCCGAUCUGGUACAUUAAUACAUGUUGCAAUGCCCAUUCCAAUCUUGUCUAACUUUGCUAACUUCCCCUUCUCUACCCGUAUCUUGUUCGUUCUGGAAACACGUCUUCCUAUUCCAUCUUUUCCCGAAUCUCCCUUAACGGAAGAAAUAGAAACCUAGUUCACUCGCUAAAGCAUCCAUGGCUGAAUGUUGAAAGCGCCCACCAACCUAGAAAGGAAAAUUGGGUCAAAAAGUAGGUUCGAUUCCUGCCGGAUAAACUGCCUCUUAAACACAGAAACAAAGGAGGGAAAGAAGGUAGUAUAGGGAACUUGCUUUUGGGUUCUUAUCGAAAGUGAAUCCCUCUAACACUUCUAUUAGUGUUUUAUGAGAAAAUCUUUUAUAGACAGAACAAGUGUGAAAAUCCUUAGUCACUAGGCAAGAAAGCUCGAUGGGAACAAAAAGGAUACAAUUAGUUCAGAAUCAAGAAAAUGUACAAUUUCAAAGGAAAGAGGGAAUGGAAAGUUUCCCUCCAUUGAACAUCAAUAAAUCUAGAAAUAGGUAAAGGAAGGGGUAUCACGGGGGUAUUUUUCUUUUUUCUAUUCACUUCCGUGGGGUUCUAAAUUGAAAACAUGAACACAAACGAAAUCGUAUUGAAAUUACAUAAAAAAAGAAAA
Aegilops tauschii subsp. strangulata is the source of this 1625-nucleotide messenger RNA. Lineage: Eukaryota; Viridiplantae; Streptophyta; Magnoliopsida; Poales; Poaceae. The record is from RefSeq and is a predicted model, not a curated record.